AUGAGGAACAUCUUCAACUCCAAAAAAUCCUCCUCCCCCAGGAACCCGUCGACAGGGCCCGACCACACCGACACACCGGGCAACCCACCUGCGCACCAGCGUCACUUCUCCGUCGGCUCGGACCCAGCGUCGCCUCUGCGACCUUCUCCUUCUGCACACAACACCGCCAGAUCGCCCCCGAAGAAGCCGUCGGCCAGCCCCUCCCCCGCGCCGCCCUCUCCUCGAGAUCGCGAGCAAGCCUCCAAGUCUCGGAGCUCUCGCACCUUUGGUAGGCACUCUACCGACCCAGGGUCCUCGUCGCGGCGCAAGAAGGCCGACCUUGACACCCACCCUCUAAACCUCCCUCCGGACGAGUAUAAACGCUUGUCCGCCUUAUCAAACAUGAGCCAGCGGAGUUCUUUCGACAAAAUGGAUGUGGACAGAGAAACGGCGAGCUCGCCGCCUGCCCCGGGCCCGCAAGCGUCCUUCUCCGUACCCGUCACGGCCUCAACAAACGGCACCAAGGAGACGCCAAAGCCUUCCAAGAUCAACACCAACGGUGCCGGACCUGUCCCGCCUCCCCACAAGUCGAACCCUUCGAGCCCUGUUCCUACCACCGAGGAUGAGGCAGAGUCGUACAAGGCUGCCGGCAACAAGUUCUUCAAGGAGAAGGAUUACAGAAAUGCCAUCAUUCAGUACACCAAGGCGAUCGAACUUGUGCCAAACUCGGCCGCUUAUCUUGGCAACCGUGCUGCCGCCAACAUGUCGAACGGGUCAUAUGAGGCAGCUCUGGAGGACUGCUCACGAGCAGUUGACCUUGAACCCACUGAAGCCAAGUAUCUCCUUCGUCUUGCGCGUAUCUACACAAGUCUUGGUCGCCCUGACGAGGCCAUGACUACCUUUGGACGAAUCCAGCCUCCCCCUUCGGCAAAGGAUACCGCCGCUGCCAAGGAGAUGCAAAUGCAUAUUUCGGCAGCCCAAGAUGCCCUCGAGAACGGCACCAGUGGUUCCAUGGUAUUGCACGCACUUGACAUGGCAGAGCGCCUCCUCGGCCCCCGCGCAUCGAAGCCUCGCAAGUGGCAACUGAUGAGAGGCAACGCAUACCUUAAGAUGGGUGGUCUCAACUCUUUGGGCGAGGCUCAAAAUGUCGCCAUGUCCUUGCUUCGCCAGAACAGCCAAGACCCCGAGGCGCUCGUUCUCCGCGGUCGUGCUCUCUACUCGCAAGGAGACAACGAGAAGGCAGUCCAGCACUUCCGCAAAGCACUCAGCUGUGACCCUGACUUCAGAGACGCCGUCAAGUGGCUAAGGACAGUACAAAAGCUGGACCGCAUGAAGGAGGAUGGCAACACAGACUACAAGGCUGGCCGGUUCCAGGAUGCUAUUGACAAGUACACUUCAGCCUUGGAGGUGGAUCCUACCAACCGUGGCACGAACUCGAAGCUGCUUCAAAACAGGGCGCUUUGCAACCUCAAGCUGAAGCAGUAUGACCUUGCCAUUGCGGAUUGCGAUCGUGCCAUUAGCUUGGAUCCGCAGUACCUCAAGGCUCGCAAGACAAAGGCGAACGCUUUGGGGCAAGCUGAAAGGUGGGAAGAUUCAGUACGCGAGUGGAAGUCCAUCCAGGAGCUCGACCCUGAGGACCGCACAAUCGUGAAGGAGAUCCGCAGGGCUGAGUUGGAGCUCAAGAAGAGCCAACGCAAAGACUACUACAAGAUUCUCGGUAUAUCCAAGGAUGCCGAUGAGAACGCCAUCAAGAAGGCCUACCGAAAGCUGGCCAUUAUCCACCACCCCGACAAGAACCCCAACGACGAGAACGCAGAGGCCCGUUUCAAGGAUAUCAGCGAGGCGUACGAGACGCUCAGUGAUCCUCAAAAACGUGCCCGCUUCGACAGUGGUGACGACCUGAUUGACCCAGCCGAUAUGUUCGGCGGCGGCGGUAUGCAUGGUGGCAUGCACGGAGGUAUCGACCCGGAGAUCAUCUUCAGCAUGAUGAAUGGCGGUGGUGGCUUUGGCGGCGGCGGCGGUUUCCCCGGUGGUGGUGGUGGUUUCCCUGGCGGCGGUCGUCAACGCGCACAGGGUUUCCCCCAGGGCUUCCAUUUUGGCUGA
Messenger RNA from Microdochium trichocladiopsis, 2082 nucleotides. RefSeq lists its product as uncharacterized. Gene Ontology annotation, molecular function: protein binding. The transcript has 3 exons. Lineage: Eukaryota; Fungi; Ascomycota; Sordariomycetes; Xylariales; Microdochiaceae. The coding region runs from base 1 to 2082 and encodes 693 amino acids. The record is from RefSeq and is a predicted model, not a curated record.